Molecule: messenger RNA, 2406 nt
Organism: Gasterosteus aculeatus aculeatus (three-spined stickleback)
Lineage: Eukaryota; Metazoa; Chordata; Actinopteri; Perciformes; Gasterosteidae
Product: tumor necrosis factor receptor superfamily member 6B-like
Molecular function (GO): protein binding
Source: RefSeq, a predicted model, not a curated record
GUAAUCACGACCUCUGCUGAGAUGAACAGAUGAAUCAGUCAGUGAGGGUUUCCCCCGAAACGUCAGAGCUGCAGGCCGUUAAAUAGAGCUGCGGCAGGUGGAGAGAGCGCCAUCCUCCUGGCAGACUGCACCAGUUUACGACGAUGUGUCCGUCACUUCUCCCGCCGCUGCUGCUGCUGCUGCUGCUCUGCGCGCGCGCCGCUCCGGUGCGCGGCGACGCCGCUCCGGUCCCGACCUACCGGGACACCGACCCGGUCACCGGCGCCCCGGUGGAGUGCGACCGCUGCCCACCGGGGUCCUACCUGCGAUCGACCUGCACGGCGACGAGCAAGAGCGUGUGCGCGCAGUGCCCGCCGGGCUCGUUCACGGAGCUGUGGAACUACAUCGGCAAGUGUCUGCGCUGCGGCGUGUGCGGCCACGAUCAAGUGAUGAAGACGCCGUGCGCCGCGCACACCGACUGCCAAUGCGAGUGCAAACAGGGGCACUACCACAGGGCGGAGUUCGACAUGGGCGCCCGACACAGCGAGUCGCGUUCCGGGCACGAGGUGCUGACCCGAGGUACAGCCGACGAGGACACCGUGUGCCAGGUUUGUCCCAACGGCACCUACUCAGACACGGUCUCCGCCCUGCACGAGUGCACGCUGCACCGAGGCUGCGACGCUCCGGGGAUGCAGAUGGUGCUGAAGGGCUCCAGCUGGCACGACAGCGUGUGCACGAGCUGCAAAGGGCUCAGCUGCAAAGACGCAGGCGACUACCUGAGAGAAAUCCUGCCGGCUUUCUUCGUCCACCAGAAGAUCCACCCCAGACGUCUGCGUCGGAUUUUAAACAGGCUCCCGUCUGAGAGCGGUAAAAACCACGGAGCUUCGGGACUCGGCCUCUCGGACCACCAGGCGCGGAUCAACGCGUGGGUGGCGUCGGCCACGGCGGCACAAAUCCGCCAGCUCCCCGCCGCUCUCACCAGAAGCGGAGCGGACGGCGCCGGCCACAGAUUACUGAGCAAGCUGCAGAGGAUCGAGUGGAGCCUGAGCGAGCUGAAUGAUUCCAGGAACGAGGUGGACAAUAUCGUGCAGUAGCCCGAGGCAGACGGUGCCAAGUUACAGAUACAAAGGAGUCUGACUGGUACAGUGUUCCUUGGAACGUGAAAAGUUGCUGCCCUGUGGCUGUGGUACCUUUUUCAUUUGUUACAGGAGAACGUUGCUCAAUAAGGCAAAUAGUUGCUGAUAGAAUUAAUGACUUAUCACUGUAAUCACUGCUUUUGGUGCAUCAUUCCUUUUUGUUGGUUUGUACAUUUUUGGGUAUUUAAUUGUACUGAUUGUCCAAGGUCUGCAUUUGCUGCAAAGACACUUAUUAUCCACCAGAACACACAAAUCUGUUUUGUUUCUGGGAUUGAAAACAGAUGGAGAACCUGAACAAUUGGCACCUGUAACGUCUAUUCUACCAACCAAAACCACCACUUGCAUUACCCUUUAAUGAGUAAAAAGGUCCGGCCUUUGUUACACCUACCUCUUCCUAUGUGUGCAGUUAAACAUGUGUCUCAGCUAAAUACGUGAACUUAAUUUAUUGUGCUAUUUAUAGAAACGAGGUAAGGUGAAGGAAAAGGUAGAUUAGCGCUUGCUUUUUCAUGAUAUAUGAAAUGCGUAGAGCUGUGUGCAAGUUUAUCCGGAGGAUGUGUGGUGCUUGAAUGAUGCAUUAUUAAAGGAAAUGUCAAAUAAAUUCAUUCGCAAUUCCCUUUUUCAUUGUUUAGUAUUAACUGUGUCAUAAGAAACAGAGACAAGGUAAGAGCAGAAAAGCAUAGCGAGAUACAAUAUUACUACACAUGCAAGCUAGGGAGGACUAUUAGACUUAUCCUGAAAGUGCUUUAAAUUUACCUGUCAGGUGUCGCUUUGUUACAUCUGAGUGGACUAAUAUAAGUUACGGAGUUCCCCAAGGCUCAACCCAUGGGCCUCUUUCAUUUAACAUUGACAUGCUUUUUUUCAGCUAAAAUUAUACAAAAUAUUAAACGCUAUCACAAUAUGCAGAUGACACCCAAUUCUCUCUACAAGUGCAAGUACCUUUAGUUAAACUGUGUGUAAUUGAAUAUAUCUUCGCUGCUCUUUUACAAAUCUGAGAUAGAUUUAUUACAAAAUAACACUUCAGACGGUCUUUUACAAAAGAAGCCAUCUCAGUCCAUCUGCUCACGCAGACUGUAAAUGCAUCAUGUGAAGCACUCUACAACAUAGUAAUGUCUAGUUUAUUCAAUGUCUGCUAAUAAAUCCCCUGUACACACUGCUCCUUUAAAUAAUGUAAAAAUAUUGUUAUGUAGGUUUGGAUUAUCAUUUUGAGUGGAUGUAGCUUUAUAGUCAUUGUCAGGUGUGAAACUGAAAACACAUUGGUCAAAUAAAGAUAAAGCUAUGUGUGAUGUGUCAA